Messenger RNA from Yamadazyma tenuis ATCC 10573, 363 nucleotides. Its product is annotated as phosphatase regulator. The record is from RefSeq and is a predicted model, not a curated record. Lineage: Eukaryota; Fungi; Ascomycota; Pichiomycetes; Serinales; Debaryomycetaceae.
AUGUCCUUGAAUGAAGAUGACCCAUUAGGUCCUCCAAAGAACACGCAGAACUUGGACUUGAAUAAGUUAACCCCAGAUGAAUUGAAAAUAUACAGAAUGUAUGGCAAAUUGCCCACUCGGCAGCAAAUCUUGACAUCCAAAAUUAAAGAGAAGAAAUACUUUGACAGCGGUGACUAUGCCAUGCAAAAGCAAUUGGGCGGCAGCAAGUCCUCUGUACCUUCUUCAAUGCCCAUGAGCCAUCCCAAUGCCGAGAAAGUCAAGGAGAUGUAUAAUCGGAACUCCAUUAGCAAUGCCAGUGUAUUGCCAUAUGGGAAACUGAAUUUGUUGCACGAGCGGACGGCUGAGGAUGAAGAAACCAAGUAG